AUAGGGGCAAUCAGUAUGGUGUUGCUUGAGCCUUGUGUACAUCCAAGUCUGUUUUCAUCCAUCCUGAUUCAGCUCAGAAAGAACGGUCUCUUCCAAUUCCAACCUUUUUACUCGCUUUUGUCACCCAUCUCAAAACCUCGAUAUGCGUGUCCCUUCUUCAAAAUCUCGCUGCGAAGGUGUCGAUAUUGCGAACUUGCCAAAAGGGUUGGCCUCGCCAGUGUUUAUGGGCGAUAUAUGAGAGGCAAACCGAAGCCGCAGAGAGAGGGUAAGUUCGAAUGUUUCGAGUUGACUGUAGGACGCGCCUACCCGUUCCUUGUCGGGAUUGCAAACAAACCUGCCAACACCAACAUCUCCGUCCCACAUAUGUCACGCCUCUUCUACUCGCUUGUCCUAAGCAAUUCACCUAAACAACAUCUCCAACAUGCAACCAUCGUCCCCACCCGACCCCGAGAACCCAAAUACCUCACAAAAGCCUCGCUCACACCGCCGUCCCACAACCCUUACAGUUCUCUACCCUUCGUUAGAAGCUCAAGAAGCAGUUCGAAUCAAAAGACUGCUCCGUGCAGAAGAACAACGCGCUCAAGAACAGCAGAGACAACACCGGCGACAACGGCUACAGCGCUAGAAUUACGAACGGCGCCAUCGAUUUCCAUUCAGACGAAUGAGAUACCGUUGUCCCGAAUACAACAACAAACAUGCUGGAGAUGCGGUAGAGGGAUUGAGACUGAAGGCCACAAGGACAUUGAGGAUAACGAAGGUAGUGCGAGCAUAGAGGGCAAUGGAGACAACAAGGACACAAAGGAAAAUGAUGAUGAUGACGAUGAAAAGGAUGACGGCGGGAAUAAUCAAUCGGAAAAGGGCAGCUGA
Dothidotthia symphoricarpi CBS 119687 is the source of this 867-nucleotide messenger RNA. RefSeq lists its product as uncharacterized. The record is from RefSeq and is a predicted model, not a curated record. The transcript is spliced from 4 exons. Bases 16 to 867 code for a protein of 283 amino acids. NCBI's taxonomy places the organism in Eukaryota, Fungi, Ascomycota, Dothideomycetes, Pleosporales, Dothidotthiaceae.